CCCAAAGACCAACUAGGGAUUGCCCGAUUGGAAAACACCAGAUUUCUGGCAUCCCCUUUGCAUCACCACAUCAACCACGUUUCGAUUGCUUCAUAUUCCUCAUGCGAUUCGGUUACAAAUAGCACAAACCCGACCAAUACGGCGUUCGCCUCUUCGACGACGCCCUUUUCUGUGCCAUUGUUCUCUCCCAAAGAAGCCACUUUCCCUCUUCCCGCAUUCUCGACGGCCAAACUUGAAACCUAUUUAAUCUUCAACCCUCGACGUACGACCAACGAAUCGUACCUCGCAACUUCUACAGACAUCUAGCGACCUCAGAAUAACCAAAAAUUUCGAUGCCCAGCGCAACGGCUUCCGGAGCUGAUACGGGUGGCUCGGCUCGAUCUCGCGAUCAUAAGCAGGGUAACCAGGGACGAUCUUUCACCCCAGACCAAGAGGCAGCAGUCAUUCGUAUCCGAAGAUGCGAGGCUACUGCGUUUUAUGACAUCCUAAAUCUUUCGAGCGUCAAGGACACAUGUACCGAGGCUGAAAUCAAGAAGGCUUAUCGGAAGCUGUCGCUUCUGACCCACCCUGACAAGAAUGGACACCCUCAUGCGGACGAGGCCUUCAAGAUGGUCAGCCGAGCUUUUGGAAUUCUAGGCGAUAAAGAGAAGAGGGAAAAGUUUGAUAAGUUCGGCACAGAUCCUGAUAGUCGAUUCGCCAGCGCCCAGGCGAACAACCCUUUCUUCAAUCAACGAGCCGGUGGCGGUGGUAUGGGUAGAGGUGGCCCGAUGUUCCAGGAUGACUUGACUCCGGAGGAGAUGUUUGCCCGUUUCUUCGGUGGAGGCGGCUUUGGUGGUGGUCCAUUCGGAGCCUUUGACACAGGUCCUCAAUUUGUUUUCAACUUUGGAGGAGGUCCUGGAAUCAGAGUUCAUCAGUUUGGCGGAGCGAGGCCGAGAACGCGACCCCGAGAGGCUGAUCGCGGUCGACAGAACGAAGGCAACGCUUUCCAAACGUUCCUGGGUCUACUACCCAUCAUCUUGUUCUUUAUCCUGCCCAUCAUCACAUCCUUCUUCUCUGGUGAGACUUCGACAACAUCGGCAUCAGGACCUCGCAUGGUCUACGACAACCCCCUACAUCCGUACACCGAGCAGCGCACGACACCGAAUCUGAACGUCAACUACUACGUUAACCCCGACGAAGUUGCCCAAUAUUCUGAAAAGAAGCUCAACAAGCUCGACCGUACAGCUGAACACCAGCUCUUGAGACACCUCAAGAAUGAGUGUGAGAACGAGUUGAUAUACCAACGGAGAUUGAGGGAUGCUGCACAGGGCUGGUUCUACCAGGACCCCGACAAGAUGGCACUCGCACAGACAUACACAAUGCCGUCUUGCGAGCGGCUGCAAAAUCUUGGAGUAAAAGUCUAACGACGUACAUGCACAGAUGGCGCCGUGAGCAGGUGGAUAUUAUAUACUUUUCUUAUAGGAGUUGGCGUUGUGGCAUUUCUGGGACUGCAUGGCGACGAAGGAACUCGGACCUGACAAGCAAGCAAGCAAGCAAAGCAAGGGGAGGACGACGCCCAUAAUCGAGUUAUGUAUCAUUCAGCAGCGUUUAAUGCUUAAGGAUGUAUUUUCCUAGGGGAGGUUUAAAGAAGAUCCAAUUCGAGGUAGAUUUGUUGUACUGCGUUUAGAAUGCACACCAAUCGCUUCUUUUGACUGCCAGCCACCGCAAGAUGUUCUCUGGAUGACUAUUGGACCCUUGGUCUGAGCGUUGGAUGACCGUUGAGUCUAAGACAUUGGUGGAUCAUGAGGAACUGAGUGCUUACUCCGUCCAUUAAGACAUUACUAACUCGAUAAAGAUCUCAUGUCCUCAUAAGAAAUGAGUAAAAAAAUAAAAAUACAAAUAUCGAAAUAGAUGUUCCAGUAUGAAUAUAUAUCCAAGAUUAUCAUGCUCACUC
Molecule: messenger RNA, 1933 nt
Organism: Fusarium odoratissimum NRRL 54006
Lineage: Eukaryota; Fungi; Ascomycota; Sordariomycetes; Hypocreales; Nectriaceae
Product: DnaJ like subfamily B member 12
Exons: 2
Coding region: 333-1403 (356 amino acids)
Biological process (GO): cellular response to misfolded protein
Cellular component (GO): endoplasmic reticulum membrane
Molecular function (GO): Hsp70 protein binding
Source: RefSeq, a predicted model, not a curated record